AUGGUCUCAGCAGUGGAUCAGCAACUAGAUCAGCAGCUGGAUCAGAACGAAGUUCAGAGACCAUCACAGCAUGACUCCACUAUCAUCAAUGAUGUAAGUGCUUCUGCUUCUUUGCCACAAACCUCUACAUGGAAAAAGAGGGCCUACCUGAUAUGUAUCAGGCGAUCGUUUUGGAGCCCGGAGGCAGCUUCCCACCGGCAGAAAAGCGGAGCUUCGGGCGUCCCGGUCCCGGACGGGCCGGGGCGCUGCGCGCGCGCUCGGCCUCCCGAGAGCCGGACGAAGCCCCUGGGGCGGGCUCCGUGCAAAGGAAGACGCGAGAGGGCCGCGCGUCCAGCUUGCGCGGCCGGGCCCUUGGCCGCCGGAGGGCCCAGCCGGGCGGGAGCCCUGCCCCGGCCCGGCCUGGCCCGCCCCCAGCCAGCCGGCCAGGUGGCGCCUAUAAGAGCCGCGCGGCUGUUGGCAGGAGGCGAGCGCCGCGGUGGGAUGGAUUGGGCGUGGGGCGCGCUGGCGCUGCUCCCCGCGGCGACGCCCUGGGGUCUGGCGCUGCUGGCGGCGCUGGGGGGCGCGGCGUGGCUGGCCCGCCGGCCCCUGCGGCUCUGGCGCGGCCCGGAGGCGGCGGGCUACUUGGGCGAGGCCGGCUGGAGCCGCGCGCAGGUGGCCCGGCGAGUGCGCCGCGGCCGCCGCACCGGCCAGCUGCCUCCCGUCUACCCCAACGGCUGGUUCUGCCUCCUGGAGUCGGCCCGCCUGCGCCGCGGAGAGGUGCGCGGGGUGGCCGCGCUCGGGCAACAGUUUGCAGUCUUCAGAGAUCCCAAUGGGAAAUCUUAUGUGGUAGAUGCCUACUGUCCACAUCUUGGUGCCAACCUGUCUGUAGGCGGCCACGUGGUGGGCAGCUGCAUCGAGUGCCCCUUCCAUGGCUGGCAAUUCAGUGGCAAAGAUGGCAAGUGCACCAGAAUCCCAUAUGCUGAAAAAGUGCCCGAAUUUGCCAAGAUCAAGGUUUGGCCAUCGUGCGAGGUUGGCGGUGUGAUCCUCGUCUGGUAUCACUGUGAUGGUGUCAACCCAACAUGGCAAGUCCCGGAGCUGGAGGAGGUGGCUUCCGGAGCAUGGACCUUUCAUGGCAUCACCGAUCAUUUUGUCAGUGCGCAUAUUGAGGAAAUUCCUGAGAAUGCUGCAGACAUCGCCCACCUGUCCUUUCUCCAUGAAUCCUGUAUUAUGAAUGGAGUAGACCUGCGUCACAGAGAUUCGAAAUUCUGGAAGUUCAUCAAACAUCAUUGGAAGGCGGAAUGGCAGCCGGAUCCAGAGCCAGAGACACACUGUUCCUGCUUGAUUGUGAAACACAGCGUAACCAUUUUUGGCAAGCACCUCUCCUUGCUGGAUUUGAUGGUUUCAGCCAGGCAGAUUGGGCCUGGCUUGGUAUUCCUGCAUUUUAAGCAUUCUUUCCUAGGCCAGGGGGUCAUGAUCCAUAGCGUAACACCUGUGGAACCUCUUCUGCAGCAUGUGAUCCAUCGGAUUUACUACCAGAAAAGCAUACCUGGCUUUAUCCCCAAGUUCAUCUUGUGGGCAGAAAGCAUCCAGUUUGAGCGGGACAUCAUGAUCUGGAAUAACAAGCAGUACAUCUCAAAGCCGCUGCUGGUGAAGGAGGACGCUGCCAUCCAGAGGCACCGGCGUUGGUACUCCCAAUUCUACAGUGCCCAUAGUCCAACGUUCACAAGUCAGAACAAUGGGCUAGACUGGUGACUGCAAUGCCAGCUUGCUGUGCAAUGCCAUCGGAGCCCU
Messenger RNA from Euleptes europaea (tarantolino), 1770 nucleotides. RefSeq names its product cholesterol 7-desaturase nvd-like. Gene Ontology annotation, cellular component: chloroplast. The transcript has 8 exons. The record is from RefSeq and is a predicted model, not a curated record. Gene Ontology annotation, biological process: cholesterol metabolic process; chlorophyll biosynthetic process. The coding region runs from base 1 to 1731 and encodes 576 amino acids. Gene Ontology annotation, molecular function: chlorophyllide a oxygenase activity; 2 iron, 2 sulfur cluster binding. Lineage: Eukaryota; Metazoa; Chordata; Lepidosauria; Squamata; Sphaerodactylidae.